CCCUGGUGCCUUUGAGGCUUUUAGAAGACUACAGCUGAAAGAGCUUAGAGUUGCCGAUGGAUAUAAGUGUAUGCUUUAACCAAAUGCCGCACCUGUCGUGGAGACUGACGAAGGCUCUUGAGGACACAGUACCUAGAAUGGUACUACAAUAAUGUGAAGAGUCGGUUUAAGAGAUUUGGCAGCGCCAAAGUGUUGAAGACCCUCUACAGGAAACACAUCAUCGAAAGAGGAGCAUUAUCUGAGUUACCAGAGGUCAGCGCACAUGAAGGCAGUAAUGAUAAUGGCAGUGUUUGUGAUGGCAGUGACUCCACGCUCUACAGGCAGAGUGAAGGUCACAGCAUGGCAGACACGCUUACUGUCGCUCUACGUGUGGCAGAGGAGGCGAUAGAGGAAGCCAUCGCUAAAGCAGAGAGCUACAAAGACAGUCUGGAGAAACAGAAUGAGGCUCGCUAUUUGCAUGACCACAGAGAAGAACUCAUAGAGGAACUUGCCACGACAAUUGUUCAAAAAAUCAUUCAGAGGGGGAAACGGUCUGAGAUUCAGACUGAGUUUGAGUUUGUUUGGCCUCAGAAUCAGAGUAGUGAGCUACCAUCCCCUACCUCAACACAAUACACACACGACACACAGCAUUCACACACCACCUCUCAGCACGGCGCAGUAGCCCAGACCGACAUCACUAGCUCCUGUCCGCUGUGGAAGUCAAGAUCAGCAUUCUCUUUGACAAGUGACGAUUCUCCAGAGAAGGACCCUGAGGUGGGAAUGGCCCCAGGGGUCCCGGAGAGUGCAGAGGUAGAGACAGACAUCCAAGACUACACUUCACUCAGGAGGGAGUCCAGAGCCUCAUCACUUCCUGGUUGGAAGAGUGUUGACCGCCUGGACAACACUAGUGCAUCUUCAGUCCUGCAGUCCCCUGAUGGUAACUGGAUCGCCCUGCAGAGCUCCCAGCAUUCCCGGCCCAGUCUGCUGACCAAGCGCAAGAGCCUUGUUUUCAGCGUGCUGGAGAAAGAAUCAGGCGUUGUGUCUGCGUAUGACGAAAUGGGCUCUGAUUCAGACCCCGAGGACCAGGGGGGAUGGGGGGCUGCCCUGUUACAGUUUCGCAGACGUCUCUCCGAUGAAACGUAUUACACAGACUCUCAACAUGACCCAGAAUGGACGUACACCCAACACCCACCCAUCACCUCACCCUCCUCGGGUCAGUACACCAACACUGAGACCCUCAACUCAGACUCGGAGACGUCUCCUGCCCCAUCCACUCGAGCGAGCAGACCAGCCCACGGUACACCCCAGAGGAAAAAAGGGCUGCCUGAAGCACACCCGUAUCCUCCCUACAGACAUCAUGCAAGCAGUGUAGCUUCACCUCUACUGAGGCCAGAAGUUCUUGAUGUGAACUUUAACCCCCGUCUGGGAGGGGACAGUAGUGAUGGGGAGGAGCGGAGCGAGCAGGUCAAAAGGUCAAGGAGGCGCAGAAAGAGCAAACGUGAGACAUCAGACCACAGCCGGGCAAAUAAUGCACUGUACAGCUCUGCCACAGUGGAGAACAGUGCCGUCCUCCUCAAUGCCAUGAUGAUACGCCGGCAACAGAGCCAGGAGAACCCAGUUCCUCUGAUUUACCAGACUCCAGACACUGUGACCCCUCCUGACCUUUUGACCUCUGACGCCAUGACCCCUGAACCUGAUUAUCAGAACACAGUGGCUCAGAACUCUAGUGCCGCCAGCCCGCUAAUGCGAAGCCAAUCAGGAGCCAUCAAACCAGGGUUCGACCUUCAGAGCCCUUUGCUCAGGGGCUCUUCAGUAAAUGAAACCCUGGAACAGGAACAGAGAUCCAAACUCGGUGAGCUGGUUGGCCAAGUCAGUGAGAGGGAUGUAAUGUCAUCUAAUUUUGAGCCAAUCAGGGAAGUGGGCGACAAGCAAGAGGACAUGGUACGGGAGAAAGAAAAUGAGAAACUGAGACCGAAGGAAAGGCGAGAGAGCAAACGAGACAAGAGGGAUGGGAAAUUGAGGGAAAUUGAGAAGCCGAAUGAAAGACAAACGGUUAGAGAGAUGGACAUAAGUGAUGCAGUGAGACAGAUAAAUAAAGAGAGAGAAGUGAAGAGAGAGAGGGAGCGACAGAAAGAAAUCGAAAGACAAGUAGAAAGAGAACGAGAAAGACAAAGAGAGCUGGAGAAACAAAUUGAGAGGGACAGAGAAAGACAACGAGAGAUUGAGGUGCAGGUUGUGAGGAAACAGGAAAGAAAGAGAGAAAUGGAGAAACAACUGAAACAAGAGCAAGAGAGACAAUCAGAGAUCAAGCAAGAGAUAGAAAGGAAGAGGAAAAGCAUAGGCAUGGAAAAAGACAAAUUAGAGCCUAAAGUGAGUGUGAACUCCAAAGAAGAAGAUAAACAGGAAGUGGCCUGUGAAACUGAGGGAGCAUCAGGUAGAGUAAUGAAGCAAAAUAACAGUUUAGAAGAAGACAACAAUGAAACAGAGAAGGAAAACAUGAAGAGAAUACCACCACAGAGAUGCAAAUCAGAAACAGGGUCAGAAAAACAAGAACAGCUUGAGACAAAGACAACAAGGUCUUCAACUACAUCUCCAGACAGCAUCCCCUGUGGUCUGGAGGAGCCACUGUCUCCAUCAGAGGAGGGUCUGAGCGAUCGUGCCCUACAGCAGAGGUUUCAGUUACUCUCCUCUCUCUUACAGCAGAAGUACUCUGCCGCGUCUUUAUGUAGCAUCACCACAGAGGUACUAAAGGUCCUAAAUGCUACAGAGGAAUUACUUGGAGAGGCAGAAGGCAAAGUUCAUGACCCUUCUCCGGCUGGCACACCCAUGUCCUCAGGCCCGGGAACCAGGAAGCUCGACCAGCACCUCACUAAGAUGGAGGAAAAUGUGUAUUUGGCUGCAGGUGCUGUGUACAGCCUAGAGGGGGCGCUGAGUGACUUAGAAGAUUGUGCACGCAGCAUCAGCAGCUCCACAACGGAGACUGAACUGGCCUUCUUGGAAGACCAGGUGGCUACUGCUGCUGCCCAGGUUCAGCAGUCUGAGCUCCAGAUCUCAGAUAUUGAGGCAAGAAUAUCAGCCCUCAAAACUGCAGGUCUGAAUGUAUCUGCAUGCACACGGUUUUCCAAGUACAAAUCUAAACCCAUGUCCCAGACGUUGGACUCUUCUCGUCAUCAGAGGAGAAAGCUGCCAGCUCCUCCUCUCAGAAGUCUGUCAGAAAAGGAAGUCAAAUCUGAGCUGCAGGUGAGAUCUAUGAGGCCAUGACAAGAUGUGACCUCUGUGAUUCUCAGAUAAGCUAUAUGGCUCAAUAUCACACCACUUGUGACUGCUAUAGGACCAUCAGGCUGUUCCACACCAGUGCCUUGUUCCAACUUCCGGUCCUCUAAUUUGAUCAGAACUAAAGCUACUUGUCGACCCCAGGCCUGAUCACAACUUAUAUAGGGUUGAUGUCACUUUUGACCCCAAGAACUCUACCAAACCCUGGAGCUCAACACCUCCGGUUACCAGGGGACCUGAUUCUCUCUCUCUCUCUCUCUGCCUUAAUGGAGACCAAACUCCUACAAUGAACCAUCACAGAGGGUUGUAAUUGUAGAUUUAAUCUCAUGUAAUUACUGUAUGUGUAACAAUGAACAAUGGCAAAUGUUAACAAUCUGGGACGUCACCUCCUUCUCUUUUUCUAAUGUUUGCUGAGUGUUGUACAUGUUUGCAAUCUGUAUGUGACUGGAAAAAAAACUCUCGGGAUGACCAAUGUGACCUUUAUUUUAUUUUGUUGUUUUGUUUUGCAAAGAAGCUGGAGCACAUUUGGUAAAAGUUUUAAAUGUGUGAAAUGUCUAUGUGAAAGUGAACACAAAAUACCUGCAGGACCUGUUUGAUUUUCAUUGUCUUUUUUUCUGUUCUUCUCAUAUGCAGUGCAAAUAUCUCAGGUUUUUUUUUCUGAUGGUCACUUUUGGAGUGGUUUCUUUAAGGCGCUGUGCUAAAAACUGUAUUCAGCAUCUAAAACAACUGUGAAAUUUAUCAUUUAGUCUUUAUUUGAUUUUAUAAAAAAAAUAAGGGUCAAGUACUAUUGGAAAGCACUUGACAACCUUGCCAUAUAAUGAGUUUUUGAGUGUGUUUGCAUGAAUCAUAAACCCACUGUGUAUUCAUACUUGUGUUUGAAUCAACCUCAGAUAUCUAUUGAUCUCUUGAGUAUGAACAUCAAAUCACUGCCAUCUCCAUAUAAGAAGCACUCCAGUAAUUUGUCCACAAGGGUUGUGGCCUUGUUGACCUCUUAUUCAUUUAUUAAUCUGAAAAACCUAGUUGUUAUUCUCACAGCACUGCUUUAGUAUUACAAUCCACCUAUAAAAGUAAGCAUGUACAUACUUAAAAUGUAAUUUUGGACAUUCUAAAACUAUUUGUAAUGUUUCUGUGAUGCAAAUUGGUUUGCAAUUGAUAAUCCAUAUAGUAAAUAUAAAACCAUUAGAAAAAUGCUACAAUAGCACAGUGUUACAACUGCACACUUACGAUAAGCCAAACCACCAUUGUGUUUAAUCACAACUGCAUUAUGUUGCGAUAGAUAAUCUUUAUUUUUGUUAUAAUGCUAUUUAGCCUGUACAAUAUAAAUCACAUGAGCUUAAAUUUAUCAUUUGGUAAGGUAGGCUAUUUUGGUUCACAUUAAAACCUUGCAAGAAUAGUUGUUAUUCUUUUCUAUUUUUGAGCAUUUUAUAAAACAGGGAUAACCUGUUUAUGCAGAAUUACAGCUGUGACAUCAAAUACUGCAUCAUAUUGUCUUAGUGAGUGACUAAGAUGACGUCUGUGCUGUGUGAUGUGUGUUCAGACACACAAAUUGGACCUUUUAGCUCAGAGAAAUCACAGAAGCAUGAAAGAUUGAUCUUUAGUUACCUUGAGAUAUUCCACAGAACUUUUUUUUUUUUUUUUUUUUUUUGAGCCAAUGGAGAAUAAACUAGCAUGCAAUAUACAAUUUGCACCAUCAUCCCAAACUUUGUCUUCUCCAUUCCACUCUCUCUACAGAGAACAUGUCCAGCUUUCAUGCUGUUAAACGGGUCCUGCUCUUUGUUGUUGUCUAUGGCAAUGUUAGUGUAUAAAAGCAUGUAUCACAUUUCUUAUAGAUGUAAAAUAUCCCAUGAAAAGCACAGUCGAGAAAUUGAAAAUGUCCUACAGUGUCAUGUAUUUUUCUAUUUGAAAAAUCAAAUGCAUAUAUAAAAAGACAAGAUAUGAAAGAUAUGAAAUAUCGUAGGCUCUUCGGUGUAUUUUGGGUUUGUCAUGACUGAAAGGGCAUUAGUCUGCCUCUUAUCAGAGUGUCCUCUGUGUAAUUUAACCAUAAAGUGUUAAUUGGGAGAAAAGAAAAUAUUCUGUAGCGAAAGAAAAAAGCCAAUGAAUUCUCAUGUGCCAAAUUUGUUCUGACACAAGCAGUGUUCAAAUAAAUAUGAAUAAAGUUUGCAUUCCUAAAGAGA
Messenger RNA from Megalobrama amblycephala (Wuchang bream), 5426 nucleotides. RefSeq names its product myosin VIIA and Rab interacting protein b (gene myripb). Gene Ontology annotation, molecular function: myosin binding; actin binding. Gene Ontology annotation, cellular component: cortical actin cytoskeleton. The transcript has 15 exons. The coding region runs from base 340 to 3240 and encodes 966 amino acids. The record is from RefSeq and is a predicted model, not a curated record. NCBI's taxonomy places the organism in Eukaryota, Metazoa, Chordata, Actinopteri, Cypriniformes, Xenocyprididae.